Messenger RNA from Varroa destructor (honeybee mite), 6736 nucleotides. Its product is annotated as endothelin-converting enzyme homolog. Gene Ontology annotation, molecular function: metalloendopeptidase activity. NCBI's taxonomy places the organism in Eukaryota, Metazoa, Arthropoda, Arachnida, Mesostigmata, Varroidae. The record is from RefSeq and is a predicted model, not a curated record. Gene Ontology annotation, biological process: protein processing. Gene Ontology annotation, cellular component: plasma membrane.
UGUCUUCAUCUUUGUUUGCGCACGCAUCUCGUAGAGAGGUGGCUAGAGACGAAAGAGCUGCUCCUCAGGUGCCGUCGAAGUGCAGAGGGCAACCGGCAUAUGACCGGCACGAGUGCUUCAGCAUCGGGUGCGCGUCAAUUGGGUCUGAUUCUUCCAUUGUGUUAAACUGUGUUGGCCGUACAAUUAGGCAUCACGAACGAUUUAACGAAUGCAAGGCGCACAUUAGUGACCUUGGUCAAAGCGGCGCAGGCGAAAAUGUUUAGAACCGAUGAAAUGCGAUGCAAUGCAGGACAUGCAAUAGCGACCCAACCAGUAGUUUCAUAGUUCUCGUAGUAUUAAUAGCGUGAGAAAGCUUAUUAUUAGCAUAUUUCUCAAGAGUAGUAUCGGUUGCGUAUAGCAUUCGUGCAAACGGUUUUUACCUCGGUGGGCGCCAGGUGCAGCUGCCUACUGCUUUGACGAGCAGGUGGGUAAGUUGAUGACGACGGCGGAGAAUCAGCAGCGGCAAGAAUAAAUUGAACAAGGGUAGAAUAGAGACCGUGUACCGGGCAGUGGGUGCAGAUUAUUUUGUAGUUGCCGAACUUACAUGAACUUCAUCGUUCUUUGUUUCUGUCUUGAACGACUGAGUGAAAUAGACCGAGGACUUGCAUUGAGCUGCAUACAGUUCAGAGAGACGCGUUGUAGGAUCGUAUUAGUGUCGUAGAUUUUGCCGUGUUGGAACGCCCAAGAGAAAAACUGGCUUCUGCACGCACACCGAUCGACAAGAUCGACUUGCUCGUCACAUACUCGCCGUAAGUCGAUCGAUUUUCAGAAAAAUGAACGGUAUUCAGUUAAAGCCGCAGGCAGCACGCUAUAAACGAGCGUCUUUCGACGAAGAUGAGGUGUCAGCCGGGGGAGGCAGCGUCCCAUCGGGAGUUGGAUCAGCUGUUGGAGUAGGAGGUUUGGGUGGUGGAAUAUCGCCAGCCCUCGAUGGUAGUAGUACAGUGCUUAACGUUGGACACGAUCCCUCGAGACCAUCGAUCUCCCUGUCUGGACUCCACUUUCGGAGAAGACAUGGCUUGUGCGGCCAUCAGUGUACAACGUAUGAAUGCUGCCUGACCAUAUUGUUGAUGUUUUCAUCGGCCGCAUUGCUAGCAGUCUUUCUUUUCGGACCGAACGGAUUCACCCGAGGGACACACAUGACCAUUUCGACCCACGCAGUUCCGGGCGUCUGCCUUGCCCCUGAAUGUAUAACGGUCGCAAGUGCCAUUCUUUCAGCUAUGAACCACAAGGUAGACCCCUGCGACGAUUUCUACGAGUUUGCUUGCGGGGGUUGGGUGAAGCAAAACCCUUUGCCUGAUGGAAAAUCAAUAUGGAGCACAUUUGGAAAAUUGUGGCAAGAGAAUCAGCUAGUGAUGAAGAAUAUCCUUGAUGACGAUACCCGGCCUACGAACUCCGUGGCAGAGCGACUGGCUAAAACGUAUUAUCUGUCAUGUUUGGAUCAAAACAGCACUAUCGAAGCUUUGGGUUCUACGCCUAUCGAUGAACUGUUGUCGCAACUCGGUGGUUGGAACAUUUCAUCAUCGGGUUUUAACGUAACGUCAUGGAAGCUCCAGUCUGCUAUAGAGCUCGCUCAGAACACUUACUCCCGUAGCGUUUUUUUUGCCUGGAUGGUUGCGCCCGAUGAAAGGAACUCAUCACGACACAUUAUUACGUUGGACCAAGGAGGAUUAACGUUACCUUCCCGAGAUUACUACUUAAAUAAAACCGAUCGAGAAAAAACUGUUACGGCCUUAAAGCAGUAUAUAACACAGGUUGGAGUCCUUAUGGGCAGUAACGAAGAAGAAGCGAAGACACAAGCUGAAUCUAUCGUGAAUCUUGAGCUGCGCAUGGCCGAAGUGACUAUGCCCGAGGACGAACGUCGGGAUGAAAAGGCAUUAUACAACAAAAUGCGCAUAAUGGAUCUUCAAAGACUUGCCUCAUUCAUCGAUUGGGUUUCGUUCUUCAGGAGCGGCUUUUCUCUGGUGAACAUCUCGGUAACCGGCCGUACCGAGGUGGUCGUUCUUGUACCGUCCUAUUUUCGACAACUCUCUGUUAUCAUAAAGGACAUCUUGGCAAAACCAACUGGAAAAAUAACGCUGGCCAAUUAUAUCGGCUGGCAGACUGUGAAUUCUCUCGUGGGUGCGCUGGCGCCCUCGUUUCGAGAGGCACAAAGAGUCUUGCAACGCGCUCUUAUGGGCGCAGAUGGGGCGGAAGCAACGUGGCGUCAGUGCAUCAGUGACACAAAUAACGUACUUGGCCUCGCUCUCAGCUCGAUGUUUGUGAGAGAGGUUUUUGAUGAACAGUCUAAGCCAGUGGCGGAGCAAAUGGUUCGAGAGGUGAAAAAUGCAUUCAAGGAGAACCUUCCGUAUCUUAACUGGAUGGACGACGAGACAAGGGAGCUCGCUAAAGACAAGGCGGAUCACGUCACCGAUAUGAUUGGGUUCCCUUCAUUUAUCUCGGACCGUGAUAAGCUGGACGCCAAAUUCGAGGGACUGGAAAUGAGAGAAGCCGAGUACUUCGAUAAUAACUUACGAAUAUCGCAAUGGAUGCUGCUUAAGAACAUGCGAAGACUGCAAAGGCCCUCUCAACGUGGGGAAUGGGACAUGAGCCCUAUUCAGGUAAAUGCGUAUUAUACGCCGUCGAAGAACCAAAUUGUGUUUCCGGCAGGAAUACUACAGGCUCCUUUCUAUGACAAGAACUAUCCAAGUAGAUCACUCAAUUUUGGAGCAAUGGGAGUGGUUAUGGGACAUGAGCUGACGCACGCCUUCGACGAUCAAGGCCGUGAAUAUGAUAAAGAAGGGAACUUAAAGCAGUGGUGGAACAACCGUACUAUCGAAGCCUUUCAACAGCGGGCUAAGUGUUUCAUUGACCAGUACUCGUCGUACAAGCUCAACAAUGAUUCGAUAAAUGGAAAGAGUACUCUCGGCGAAAACAUGGCCGACAAUGGUGGGCUCAAAGCAGCUUUUCAUGCGUACCGAGGUUGGCUUCAGUCAAACACCGAGUUUGCUCCGCUGCCUGGAGUGAAUCUUACGCACGAACAAUUAUUCUACGUUGGUUUCGCACAGGUAUGGUGUUCGACGGAAACGCCUGAGGCGACACAUAUGCAGGUUCUCGUCGAUGCUCACUCUCCGGCUAAGUACCGAGUAAUUGGGACCCUCUCGAACUCUGUCGAGUUUUCGAAGACAUACAAAUGCAAACCCACGAGCCCUAUGAACCCGCCCAGAAAAUGCGAAGUUUGGUAAAGAGCUCAUCGCUACUUAAAUCCAGGUACCCAUAAUAUGUUGUCAUCACUGACAUGCUCUAAAAAUUCAUAUAAGCAGAGCGCAUAAAUGCCUUGCGUAAAUAUUCUUCAAUUUCUUGCUGCAGCACCAGUUGAGAAUAUUUAAUAGUGUAUUAUCUAUUUUGUCACUGAACGUUGAAGUUAUGUUUUGGCCUCCGUUAUCAUCUAAAGGAUACUGACGCAGUGCUACAACUUGUCUUAUGACAGCGAACAACGCCGGAAAAGUGUGGCUUCUUCAUUACUGCAGGCCGGCUUGAUCUGGCCGAUUUCCUUACUCGUCAACAGCAGACGUAUGUUUCCUGUGAUCAGUGUUGUAAGUGCUUUCCUCACCUAUAGCUAAAUAUAUUAUUCGUAAAUCCAUAAUAUAUAUAUUCUUAUCAUAUGAUACAGAGAUCUGUCUUUCCUGAGAAAAACCUAAAACCAUUUUUACAAUAAUGUAUUCUUUCAAAUCCUCUUGACGCCUUCGACACUCUGACCGACAAAUUGUAUCGGAAAAAUGUGCCACAUCAGUGUUUCAACAGUUGGCUAAAAAGACAUCAAACGUGGACAUGUUUAGGGAUUUCCGUAUGAAGGUGCUUAAAUCAAUUAAUUUCGAGACAAGGACUACAAGCGAAACUUGUCAAAUUUAUUCGAAUAACUAAACUCAAUAGCGCUAUUAGUUCGGGCACAAAGAUCAUGGACUACCCCUAUUAUCUAAAAGAGCGGGCAGCCAAAAGAUUCUUACUUUCUUUUUGAAAACUACAGUUACGAUUAAAUGUUGAAGCUAAAUCUAUUUCUGGGAAAGUAAUCUUUGGGACACGUUGUGGUCUAGAUUCGAACCCGGGCAUAGACACACGGUUCGUUUCGUGCUGGGAGCCAGUUAUGGGAAUGCCUGAAGGCGAUGCCGGACGUGAGCGGUGGACACUUUAUGGUGCACAGGUCACCUUUGCCGUUGACAAGCGCUAAAGGUAAAAGUUUAUCUAACAACUCGAGUCCUUGUUGCUAAGGGUCAUCAUAAAAACGAGUGUCUCGACAGCAAGAAAAAAACUAAAUGUGUGUCAAUUUCACUAGUGAUCGACAGAGAGUAGAUGACGAUGAACUUUUAUUAGAGAUAAGAGAUACUGAGAUUUGUAAAAAUGACAUGAGCAGUAGGUAUACAAGUUAGGUACAGGUUCGGUCAGCUAUAUCGUAGUACUUUAGUGCCGUUUAUGUGGAAAAGCAGAUGCCAACACUCAAUUCGUUUGAUUUCAAGUAUCAAAUGUUUAAUGUUAAAGAAUCAUAUGUUUCUUCGUACUAUUAACUAGUGCACUAGUAUUUGAUUUACUGUACCUCUAUCUAAUAAUAUACCGAUUGUAACUUUUCAUCAUCACUGAACAUAUGCGUCGUCCCAGAAUUCAACUCGAAACGAAACGAAUUAAGCCCUAUCCAGACCUGGGAUUACAACAAAAAAAAAGAAACAUAGUAAUAAUCAUAUAUAAAGUGAUGAUUACUAGUACCCAUAUGUGUUGAGACUAGUAUAGGUCUACAUGGCAAAUGACUGUGAACUGAGAUAUAAUUGUCCUAUACAUAUUAUUAUUAAUAAUACUAUUGUUAUUAUACGGGACAAUUGAUCAGAGGGAUAAUAACGGUGUUAACGGUUAGUUGAUCGCUAACCGUAAGUGUGUUUGUUUGUUUGUCUGUCUGUCUGUCUGUCUGUCUGUCACGUUCGGAUGAAUGGCUCAGCCGAAAGUAGCCAUUGAACCAUAUAUAAAAAUCACUGAAACGGCAGUUGUUGUUCACAGAAGCACUUCGAAUCGUUCCUAGUUACCCGUGCCUUUAAAAGGCAACGCUGUAUAUAAUUUGCUGACCUAUUGUCGCUAAGCGUAAGUUUAGACCUGUGUUUCUACUUUAUAGAAAUACGUAUUAUAGGAAUAUGAUACUAUUUUGAGUUUCAAUUAGAGACUGCAACUAGCUGGACGCGUAGUCGUACCCGCUACGAACACGCGGUCUUGCACGAAAUGGAAAUUUGUUAGAUGUCUAAUAUAAAAAGCCGAAACAGUUCCCGCUUCUCUAAGUCAUCUACGGCUGAUUUUCGGACAGUAACUUCUAUAUGGGGCACGAAUGCAAACGAUAAUCAUUUUCAUGUGAUCAAAAUGAUCAGCGGAAGAGGGAACGCAUUUUUCCUUUUGCUACCUAAUGUACACAACGUUUAUUUAGAUGGUAUAACCAAUGGAGCACUGCAGGAUGUGUGUUUAUGUGUGAGUCUGCAUGUUUGUGUGGGCGCGUGCUCCGCGAUUUUGUUCAUUAUACAGGUAGCUAUACUUGUAGCUACUGUUGUACAGCCUGCGUUUGUUACUAUGUACAUAGGUACAUACUGUAUGAGUACUUAUAGCCGACUACAGGCGGCGUGAGUUAACGUGAAAUCGGAAUAACAUCGAAAUGUUGCGCAUAAACGUCUGGGUUUAGCCUUCUUUCAUAUCUUAUCCCCGUAGCUAGCCAGUUUUUCUACUGUAAUAUUGUCUUAUAGUAGAUAACUUUUGUAUAGCAACAAGAUUUAAUCACAUCUAAGAUAAUAGAGGCUAAUUAGCGCGGGGGGGAGGGCAACCCAACGUGAGGAUUGGUAAGGUCCGGCGGAUUAUUUCCACAAUCAGGCAACAGCUUGUCCAUUGACAUAACGAGAGAUAAAUGAACAUGCUUUAGUGAACUUAAAACCGAAAUAAUUGGCACGGUAAAGUAGUCUAAUUAUUAUUCUGUGCAUUGGCGUUUCAAAUAAAAAAUCGACGCUUAAAUUGAAGUAACAACAACUUUGCCACAAACAACCGUGAAUUUACCGGAUGCCCAGCUGAAAAAUGCGAUGCUUAAAACAUUUUGUAUAACAACUGUUGUACGCAAGAAGUUAAUGCUGUGUACGAUAUCGGUAGAGGAAAUCAAGUUCCUAUUUCCUGCUUGCAACUAAUGAGUCUUUGACAACCUCAAGGGUCUAGAUAUGCACGUCACGCUGUGAAUCCACUUAAUAAUGGGCCUUAAUGUUGCAUGAAGGCAUUAAAGCGUUUUAUGCAGUAUUCAUACCGAUAAACAAUAACUAUGUUAUCGAAGACUGUUAACACACAAAUAUACACAAAAAAAAUAUUAAUAACGUUACAAAAUCUUCACACUACAUACAGUAUAUGUGAGAAAUGUUGUAUUUACUCUUAAAUAGUUUUGGCAUUAUUCAAUACAUAAUGUUAUUAUAUAUUGAUAAAUACAUAUGUAAAAACAGUCUUACUAACAGCCGCUAUGACGACGAUGAUAACUAUUGGAUUAUUUAGUUAUUAUGGCAAAUAUUAUUAUGAAACAGAUGACCAUUGAUGACCAUGAUGAUUUGUAAAUUCCAAAAAUGCGACUUUUUAGCAAGAUCUUUUAAUCUUAUAUUGUCUUGACUUGUCUGAGACUGUGAUGUAUCAACAACAGCAGAAUAAAAUAAAGCAACUCUAACGUUGG